Molecule: messenger RNA, 624 nt
Organism: Phytophthora infestans T30-4
Lineage: Eukaryota; Oomycota; Peronosporomycetes; Peronosporales; Peronosporaceae
Product: Major Facilitator Superfamily (MFS)
Exons: 1
Coding region: 1-624 (207 amino acids)
Biological process (GO): carboxylic acid transport; transmembrane transport
Cellular component (GO): plasma membrane
Molecular function (GO): carboxylic acid transmembrane transporter activity
Source: RefSeq, a predicted model, not a curated record
AUGCUUGAGAACCAGUUCGAGUUCAACUCGAACCAAGUCACCGUGACUCAAGUCGUGGCCAAUCUCGGUGCCAUUUGUGGCGGUACUCUUGUGGGCUACUACUCGCAAGUGUUCGGUCGUCGUCUCUCGAUCCUUGUCAUGACGGUCAUUGGAGCUGCUAUUCUGUAUCCAUACUGCUACGUUAGCGACGAGAGCAUCAUGAUCGCCGCUUUUUUCGAGCAGUUCUGCGUCCAAGGUGCUUGGGGUGUCAUCCCAAUCCACUUAAUGGAGCUGUCUCCCCCGUCGUACAGUGCGUUUGUCGUGGGUACGGCGUACCAACUCGGAAACCUGGUUUCCUCAGCAUCGUCGACUAUCGAGGCUUCACUCGGCGAGCACUUCCCGCUGCCAGAGGGCGAGAACGGAGAAAGUCGCUACCAGUACGGCAAGGUGAUCUGCAUCUUUCUGGGUGUGGUCUACGUCUACGUGUUCCUGCUGACACUUAUCGGACCUGAGGCUCGCGGCAAGGAAUUCGAUGUCAAGCACGACCAGGAUCUCGAAGAGGCCGCCCACGUCAACCACGAGGACCUCGCUAAGAUCCUCCACGACGACGUAAGCCCCACUGAAGCAAAGUCAUUGAAGGCGUAA